This is a messenger RNA of Dracunculus medinensis (Guinea worm), 5370 nucleotides long. The record is from the annotation of a GenBank genome assembly. NCBI's taxonomy places the organism in Eukaryota, Metazoa, Nematoda, Chromadorea, Rhabditida, Dracunculidae.
AUGGAAAAAGGAAUGGUUCCUAGCGAUACUACUAGCGAUGGUGUUAGAUUAAGCAGUGUUUUACCCUUGGAACUUGGUACUUCGACUGUAGGCUCAACUGAAAUUGUACGUAAUGAAAUCAGUGAACGUUUUGGUAGUUUGCCAAAACCAGUUAAUCAGCUAAUUGAAUCAGUAACUAAUUUUCCUGGUACUAGUAAUAGCAAUUAUCAAAUUAUUUUGGAAAAUCAAUCAACUCAGCUGAGAAAUAUGCAAAGAACACAUGCCGUUCAUACGGCUUCUUCAUUUUUGGGCACAUUUGUUCCUCGUGUUCAACAACUUCUUGGCACCCAUACACAUUCCAGUGUCCGAGUAAUAGCGAUUAUGGAUGGGCUUCGGUCAUCGAAUGAAAUUCGUCAAGCUGAAGCAGCUGCUGAUUUGGCUGAAAUGUUAUUGCUCGGUAACGAAGAAAGUCUUCCAAAUCUUCCUAUUAAAGAAAUUGUUAGCGUUCUCAUUCUUCUACUACAAAAGGAACAUAAUUUCGAGCUGAUGCUAACGGCAGCACGUUGUUUAUCAAACAUGUUAGAAGCUUUGCCACGAGCUCUUCCAAUUGUUGUAGAUGCUGUUCCAUAUCUACUUGAAAGAUUGAAAAGGAUUGAAUGUAUCGACGUCGCUGAGCAAUCACUUAUGGCAUUGGAGGUGAUGUCGAAAAGAAAUGGCAAAAAUAUCAUGUCAGCUGGUGGAAUCGCUGCUACUAUUUCACAUCUUGAUUUUUUUUCUGUCCCUUCCCAACGUUUAGCAUUUCAAAUUGCUGCUAAUUGUGCUUUAUAUGUAACAGCAAAUGAUUUCGGUCAUGUACGUGAAUCAUUGCCUGAACUUACCCAGCGACUGUUAAUUGAGGAUAAGCGUUGUCUUGAAUCGAUAUGUAUACUUUUUUGUCGGCUGGUUGAUAAUCUUCGUGGGCAUUGUGAUAAAUUACGAGAAAUAGCUGGACAGAAUUUUGAUUUUCUUAAGAAUAUUCAACAGUUAUUACAUAUACAGCCUUGUGCAAUAGGUCCGAAUACGUUUCAAUCGGUAAUUCGUAUGUUGCGUUAUAUGGCUGCAAGGUGUAGCGACAUUGCUGUUGCCCUUAUUGAUAUGGAUGUACAAGGUUAUACUGUUGUAGAUUGCGCACGUACUAUACGUUUCCUAAUUGUUGGUACGGAGAGUACAGAUCGAUUAAUUGAAGUAGUAAAUCGUCCUCCGCAGCAUCUUCAAGAAUUAGUUUUUCUGGCUGGUGAGUUAUUACCACCAUUACCUGUUGAUGGAAUCUUUUCUAUCGAUAGUGUGAUGCUGCGCAGCCAUGGAGGGACUAACGAUAUCGCUUCUAUUCAGUGGUUAUGGAAGGAUGAUACCUGUCAGUGGCUGCCAUAUAAUAAUUUUGAUAGUAGAAUAAUAGAAAUGGCUCAUUCAAACAAUGAAAAUGAAUUAACUCUACAAAUCAAUUCGAAUGUAUAUAGAUUAGAUCUGAAUCGUAUGUUACAAAUUAAUCAUGUGACUGGUAAAGAACGACAGAUUCUUCGUAGAAGCAAUAUUCAAAGAACAAAGACUUCCGCUGAACAAGACAAACGACAAGAGUUACUCUACAAAGAUCCAGUGAAAAUUGAGCAAGUUGUGCAAAUGCUUUUUCCUAUACUGAGUGGACCGGCAUUACGCUAUGAAAGUCUCCGUUUAAUGUUGCGCAUGGUUUAUCCUUCUAAUGCAGAAUUAUUGAAAAGUCUCGGUGAAUUACCUUUGGCCGGUCAUGUUGCCAGUGCAUUAGCAAGUCCGAGGAGCAAAGAUCUUUGCGUGGUCGCAUCUGCUUUACAACUUGUACAUAUUCUAGUUGAACGACUUCCAGCAUUAUAUGUACCACUUUUCAAACGCGAAGGUGUUGCUCAUGAAGUGGAAAAACUUUCAAAGAUGAAAUGUGAGUCACCUCCUCAGUUACCUCCUGUACAUCCACCUCCAUCUGUUAUUACUAUGGCUCCUGCUCGAAUGCGCGUGGGAAUUAAGUCAAAGGCAGCUGCUACUGUAACGAGUGCUGAACAUGACUCUAUAAUUCAGAAGCAGUCGUCAAGCCGAAGCCGUAGCUCACAGCCAUCUAAUGCCUCAUCAUCGAGCACAUUUGGAAUUAGUGAGAAUAGUACUCGCGUCAUUAUAUCACCUAGUGGUGGGCGCCAUCGCCGUAAAGCUUCACCGGAAAGUCCGAUAUCAAAGAAAGAUUCUCGCAGAAAGACAGGUUCAGCAGCUUUUCUUCAAUCGCUUCGCCUUCCUUCAUUUCGCAUGCCGGGAACAUCGUCGUCUAGUACAAGCCAAGAAGUUGUUGCUACAAACGCUUCUACUCUUUCUUCGUUUUUCCCAUCGUUUACUUCAGCUAAUUCUUCUAUUGUUCAUACAUCAGGUGGUGAAAGUUUAUCUGCAAGUUUCACAGUUAAUUCCGGUGCACGAAGUCGACUGAUUUUUCCUUAUGGUGGAGUUGCAUCUUCCCAUUUUAGUGGUCCAUAUAAUUCAUAUCAGUCCAAUUCUCUAUCGACAUCAGGCCAGUCAUAUUCUCUUUCAUCAGCAGCUUCAUCUCAUUCCUCUUCUACGCUUAAUCGCUAUCAGAAAGAUAAAGUACGUCACUGGAUUCGAAAAGAAGCAGAUUAUCUCACACAGAAAUAUCUUUCGACAUUUAUGGCAGGAAAUGAUAUGGAUUCUCCGUCAAAUAUUGUUCGAAUGAGCGCUGUAGCUCGUACACUUUUAGGUUCUAUUGAUGUUGGGAGUUCUCCUCUGGUUGAAUUAAAGGAAAUAAUUUUGGAAAAUGAUGUAAGUCCAUUCGAAUUAAACCACAGUGGAGUCUUGUCGGCUCUGUCUAAAUAUUUAAUAAGUGCUACUACGGAUUUACAACCUCCAAGAAAACUUCGUUUAAAGCGUUUCGCUGCUGUUUUCAUGUCGCUUGAUCCAGAUAAUUUGCGACCAGCUGGUGGAUCAGUUUGUUGGUUGGCUUUUGAAACACUUCUAUUAAAGUUACUUGCUUCAAUUGCUCAGCUCGAGCAGUUUCAGGUAAAAAUGACUGAUAUGGGAAGUCUCUUUGGCACAAAUAGUGGUCAACUUCGUGGUGCACAAGCAAUGAGGUUCUUCCAGACUCAUCAAAUAAGGUGUAAUUUACGCAGACAUCCUUCUUGUCGGGAAUUGCGUGAAUGGCGGCGUGGUCACGGAUCCAUCAAAGUCGAUCCAUUAACAAGUGUUGCCGCAAUUGAAAGGUACCUUAUUGAUCGCGGCAUUGGAAUUGUACGAAAUGAAGAUUCAUCUGGCGAUGAGGAUGGUAGUGAUGAUGAUGAAAUGCCUUCUGAUGGAGCAAAUUUUUCGAAUAAUUCUCCUAAUCAAACUCGAAUAGAAAUAUUGAUUAAUGAUGAAAAGAUUCCGGAUAGUAUCACCAUUCUUCAGGCAAUCCGGCAAUUUUCGAACGUGUCAAACGAAAAUAACGAUCAAGUAGCCGCAACGGCAAAUUUGUUCGCCAACACACAUACGCUUUAUUACAGAGCAGCGCCAAAUCAAAUGCAUCAUGAAGCAGAUGCAAUAGCUAAUAUGAAAAUAUUACCACCAUCAAAAAAUAGAGAAAGGAAGAAAAUUGAUGAAAGAUUAUGGAUUGGCGGUGAAGUCCCAAUGUCGGAGUGUCCACUCGACCCUUAUCUUUCUGAAUCUUUGCCUGUUAACAUUGAUGAUCCUUGUGUGCCUUCUUUGAUACUUCUUCGUUUAUUGUAUGGUUUAAACCGUUUUUGGUGGUCAUUAUUUGAUGAUGAAGAUGUGCCGCCUACUAGCCACGCGCCUUUGCUUGCGAAUUCAUCCUUUCAUUGUCCAAAAUUGAAUGCUAAAGUAAGUCGACAAUUGUCAGAUUUUCUCUCUGUUGCAACCCAGCAAAUUCCGAAUUGGGUUUCUGAUCUCAUUAAAACUGUGCCUUUUAUAUUCACAUUCUCAUCUCGCCGCAACUAUUUAUAUUCCUCUGCAUUUGGUCGUGACAGAGCUUUGAUGCAUCUUGUUAAUCAAGUUGAUGGUGGACAAACUGAUGGAGAAAGUGGUCGUUUGACUCCACGUUUAGAACGGCGAAAAGUAUCAAUAAAAAGAGAUGAUUUGUUAAGGCAGGCGGAACAAGCGUUGAAUAGUCUUGGAAAUAGCAAAGCUAUGUUGGAAGUCGGAUUCGAAGGUGAAGUGGGGACUGGUUUCGGUCCUACUUUAGAAUUUUACUCAACUGUGUCGCGGGAAAUCCAAAGACAUUCUUUGCGUUUAUGGCAUGGAAGUGCAUCCUGGGGUGAUACUGGUGACAAAGAUUCUCCUGCGGUCGAAUAUACUGUUUCUGCAUAUGGGCUAUAUCCCGCUGCACAAAGUAUUCAUUGCAAUAAACAAAGAGAAACACGCAUUAAAAAAUUCGAAUUUCUAGGUCGUCUUCUAGCACAAGUGCUUAUAGAUGCCCGUAUGCUCGACUUACCUCUCAAUCCUGUAUUUUUUAAAUGGCUUUGUGGCGAAGAAAAAUUUUUCGGGUUAGCAGAUCUAGAAGUAUUUGACAAGGAGUUAUAUUCAUCUUUAAGAUAUCUUUCUACAAGUGAAGCAAGCGCCUUGGAAUCGCUUGAACAGUAUUUUACGCUUCCAUCUGAUGAAUCGGUGGAACUAAUGAAAGGAGGUAAAAAUCGCCUGGUGGAUUCUUCGAAUGUCAUGCAGUUCAUUAAGCUCGUAGCGCACUGGCAGUUAGUCGAAGGCGUGCGGCGUGAAAUGGAAGCUGUGCGUAUCGGAUUCGAAUCUGUUGUAAACAUAUCUGAAUUAAGCAUUUUCACAUCAGAAGAGGUUUCGAUGGAAGAAUUGUUUUGUGGCUGUUCAGAGGCAAAUUGGUCAAAGAUAUGGAGUGAAAAUGCUUUACAGACAGCUAUUAAACCUGAUCAUGGUUAUACUCAUGAUAGUGAUCAGAUACGUUGGCUGAUACAGAUGCUAGCUUCUUAUAAUUAUGAAAUGCAACGAAAGUUCCUACAAUUUGUUACUGGUUCACCGAAAUUACCAGUUGGUGGUUUUCGUUCACUUAAUCCACCAUUAACAGUUGUCAAGAAAAGCGGGAGUUAUAUGAGUGGUGAAGAGGAAUUGCCUUCAGCAAUGACUUGCUACAAUUAUUUGAAAAUACCUGCCUACAGCAGUUAUGAAGUCGAGCGGUCUGAUUCGACUAAUGGAUGGAUGGACUCAAUCACAGCAAAAUACGGCACAUCAUCUCCUAAAUUCCUUCAGCCAAUGGAAUCAACUAAACGGGAAAUGCUGUUGGUCGAAAAACAAAAUACUACUGAAAAAUAUCGUUCAGUAAAUAAACAAAGAGUUCAUAACCGAUAUAAUGCAUUGUAUCAAGAAAGCAUUUAA